Pezoporus flaviventris is the source of this 1503-nucleotide messenger RNA. RefSeq names its product cyclin dependent kinase 9 (gene CDK9). Gene Ontology annotation, cellular component: nucleus. The record is from RefSeq and is a predicted model, not a curated record. Gene Ontology annotation, molecular function: cyclin-dependent protein serine/threonine kinase activity; ATP binding. Gene Ontology annotation, biological process: protein phosphorylation. The coding region runs from base 21 to 1139 and encodes 372 amino acids. Lineage: Eukaryota; Metazoa; Chordata; Aves; Psittaciformes; Psittacidae. The transcript is spliced from 7 exons.
CGGGUCGGGCCGGCGGCGCCAUGGCCAAGCAGUACGAUAUGGUGGAGUGCCCCUUCUGCGAUGAGGUGUCCAAGUACGAGAAGCUCGCCAAGAUCGGCCAGGGCACCUUCGGGGAGGUUUUCAAAGCCAAGCAUCGUCAGACGGGCAAGAAAGUAGCGCUGAAGAAAGUGUUGAUGGAAAACGAGAAGGAGGGGUUCCCCAUCACAGCCUUGCGAGAGAUUAAAAUCCUCCAGCUGCUCAAACAUGAGAACGUGGUGAACCUCAUCGAAAUCUGCAGGACCAAAGCUUCUCCCUACAACCGCUGCAAGGGCAGUAUCUACCUUGUGUUUGACUUCUGUGAGCACGAUCUGGCUGGUCUCCUCAGCAAUGCCCACGUCAAGUUCACACUCUCAGAGAUCAAGAAAGUGAUGCAGAUGCUGUUGAAUGGGCUUUACUACAUCCACAGGAACAAGAUCUUGCACAGAGACAUGAAGGCUGCGAAUGUCCUGAUCACACGGGAUGGAGUCCUAAAGCUGGCAGACUUUGGGCUGGCUCGCGCCUUCAGCCUGGCUAAGAACAGCCAACCCAACCGCUACACCAACCGCGUGGUGACCCUGUGGUACCGGCCGCCAGAGCUGCUCCUAGGGGAGCGGGACUACGGCCCCCCCAUUGACCUGUGGGGUGGAGGCUGCAUCAUGGCAGAGAUGUGGACCCGCAGCCCCAUCAUGCAGGGGAAUACGGAGCAGCACCAGCUCACCCUCAUCAGCCAGCUCUGUGGGUCCAUCACGCCGGAGGUUUGGCCUAACGUGGAUAAGUACGAGCUGUACGAGAAGCUGGAUCUCCCCAAGGGCCAGAAGCGCAAGGUGAAGGACCGCCUCAAAGCCUAUGUGAAGGACCCCUAUGCGCUUGACCUCAUCGACAAGCUGCUGGUGCUGGAUCCCGCGCAGCGGAUCGACAGCGACGACGCGCUCAACCACGACUUCUUCUGGUCAGACCCCAUGCCCUCGGACCUCAAAAACAUGCUGUCCACCCACAACCAGUCCAUGUUCGAGUACCUGGCCCCGCCGCGCAGGAGGGGUGGGCACAUGCCCCAGCAGCCGCCUAACCAAGGCAGGAACCCGGCUGCCACCAACCAGACCGAGUUUGACAGGGUGUUCUGAGCAGGGGCGGCCCCAGCGGGGUCCUGCUUGGGGGAAUCCGCAGGUUGCAUUGAGCAGGGAGGUCUGUGCCUGGGAAAGGACUUUCUUCAAGGUGAAGUGCCUUGAACCGAGCUCUGUCCUCUCCUCGUGCAGCAGCUCAGCCGCUGUGGAGCUAUGUGACUGGAGAGACUUGCGUCCCUGCAGCUUUGCACAGAGCUGUGUCCCCUUUGCAGCAGCCUGUAGUGGUGAUGUUCAUCUUGCAGAGCGGUCGUGAUGGAGAAAGCGACUCUCUUGGUGCUGAGGCUCUUGGCAAAUGGUGCUGUGACCAGCCGGACUGGGGGCAGCUGCUGGGAGAUGCUUCUGCUCUCUUGGUUGGUAGUGGCAC